Molecule: messenger RNA, 799 nt
Organism: Anoplophora glabripennis (Asian longhorned beetle)
Lineage: Eukaryota; Metazoa; Arthropoda; Insecta; Coleoptera; Cerambycidae
Exons: 6
Coding region: 73-600 (175 amino acids)
Source: RefSeq, a predicted model, not a curated record
AUUGAGGUACUUUGGGAUUUAUUUAAAUUAUUCUUCUGAGCAAAAAAGAAAUUUGCAGAAGAAAAGUGCUAUAUGAGAACAACGGGCGGUGGUCCCCCUAUGGAUGUGAAAUGGACAGAAACCGAAAACAGCAUAAAAGAAAUUUUAGGCAGUAGGAUGGAAAGUUUUCCAUCAGAAUUUGAUUAUGAUUGUAGCACUAUAUUUAUAGACGAUGCAACCCAGAAUAACACAGGGAAUGAACCAGCUACGUAUUUUAAUGGUGAUGAUUCACAAAUUUCAAUGAGUCUUGAAAAUCCUAUAAUAACUGUAGUGGAUCACGACUAUGUAAUAGACACUUCUGGAGCUGAAAAUGGAAAUAUGUCUCAUUCUCGUUCAUCUGGAGUCGAGUCUAAAAUAGAUGAAUCUGAAUGUGGUGUGGCUGAGCAAAACUGGGGAAAAUACACACCCACAAUGUUGCGAUCGAAGGCACACCUAAUUUUAGAGAUACUUCAAAACAUAAAGGUACUGAAGAUAUCACUAAAAAAAUUAGUCAAUGGACAGAUGCAAAAUGUGCCAUUGAAAGUUCUAAAGACAAGCAAAAUGAAGCAGAACAUGCAUUAAAGUUAGAACAAAUGCAAGAAAAACACAAUUUCGAAAUCGCUUUAUUAAAGGAAGAGUCCAGGAAAAAAAUGGAAAUGUUAGAAGCUGAACAUAAAAUUCACUUGGAAAUUUCACUCUUACAAAAAGCAAAACUGCAAAAUAAUUAAUUAUAUUUGAAUGUUUCAUUUGUUAGUUUUCUAAAUAAAUUAUUAUCGUGUAA